UAUUACUGGCUUGCUCUCCAGGCACCGCUGAGCUCACUGCCUCUGCGCCAAUCACAGCCUGCCCUUACCUACGCGCACAUGCAUGCAAGAACUCAGACACAAACCGCGUCACACAUGUACGCGGCGAUCCAUCGCUCCGGUUCUCCGCUGCCUUUUGCAUGCGUCCCCAGCGACUCCGCGUAGCGCCGGCUGCGCCAAGAUGAGCGGUCAUCCCGGUACCAUUUAAACGUCUCGUCGCCUUACUGACCCAGAGCCGGAGAGAGUGAGAGAGAGAGAGAGAAAAGAGAGAGAGACCAUCUUUCCUCUCUCAGCACAUCUUCCUUUCGCUAGGAAGACACCGCAGCAGCCGUUUCUUUCGGCAUCUUCCCCCCCUCCUCCUCCCGUUCUUGCUGCAUCCCUCCGUUGUUAUCGCUCUCCCGGUUUAAAGGAGAAACCGGAGAGUCUGGGCGUGAUUUUGUGGAAAUACAUUUUUAUAUAUUUUUUCCUGCCGGGUGUUGGUAGCGCGCAGUUGGUGCGCGCUUUUGUAAAUUUCGGUGAAUGGUGGAUUUGGCAAACAUGGAGACCGUGGAGAAGGAAUGCGGGGCCCUCGGGGGUCUAUUCCAGGCGAUUGUCAACGACAUGAAGUGCUCCUAUCCUGUGUGGGAGGACUUCAGCGCCAAAGCCACUAAGCUGCAUUCCCAGCUCCGAACCACCGUUCUGGCUGCUGUGGCCUUUUUGGAUGCCUUUCAGAAGGUGGCAGAUAUGGCUACCAACACCAGAGGAGCAACCAGAGACAUUGGUUCAGCCCUGACCAGGAUGUGCAUGAGGCAUCGUAGCAUUGAGGCCAAACUUCGCCAGUUCACCAAUGCUUUGAUGGAGAGUCUGAUCACUCCUCUUCAGGACAAGAUUGAGGAUUGGAAGAAGACAGCCAAUCAGCUGGAUAAGGAUCAUGCCAAAGAGUACAAGAGGUCACGGCACGAGAUCAAGAAAAAGUCAUCUGACACCAUCAAGCUACAGAAAAAGGCUCGAAAAGAGCUGCAGGGGCGAGGGGACCUGCAGCCUCAGCUGGACAGCGCCAUGCAGGAUGUGACUGAUAUGUGCCUGUUGAUGGAGGAGACAGAGAAGCAGGCAGUGCGUCGAGCCCUCGUGGAGGAGAGGGGUCGCUUCUGCACCUUCAUCGGCUUCCUUCAGCCAGUUGUGAACGGAGAGAUUGCCAUGCUGGGAGAGAUCACCCACCUCCAGGCCAUCAUCGAUGACCUCACUGUGCUGACAACUGACCCUCACAAACUGCCCCCAGCGAGUGAACAGGUGAUCAAAGACCUGAAGGGUUCAGAUUACAGCUGGUCCUAUCAGACCCCUCCUUCAUCACCGAGCAGCUCUGGCUCCCGCAAGAGCAGCAUGUGCAGCAGCGUCAACAGUGCCCACAGUAGUGCCUCCCGUUCGUCAGGGGGAGGCGGUAGUGGUGGUAUUGGUGGUAGUGGGGGAGGCUCCCAGCCCCACUCACCCACCUCAUCCUCCUCCUCCUCCUGUCGCUACCGCAGCAGCCUGUCGCACCAGCCUCCGCCACCAGUGGGCAUCGCCGCCCACCGCCUCAGCAGCGUCUCCUCCCACGAUUCAGGCUUCGUGUCCCAGGAUGCGAACAUCUACUCCAAGCCUCCCUCGCCCAUGCCCUCAGACAUCACUAGCCAGAAGUCAUCCAGCUCAGCAUCCUCAGAGGCCUCAGAAACAUGCCAGUCCGUCAGUGAAUGCAGCUCCCCCACCACUUUUGGCACGUCCUUCGCUACCUUCCGCCCUGCUCUCUCUCACUCUGGCUCCACCAGGCCUCUCUCUGUCAUUCUUCCUGUUCCUGCGUCCCCACCCUAUAACCGCCCCUCCGGAUCCAGCUCCUCCUCUCCCACAUCAAAGGUUCCUAUCUGGAAGGAUUGGUCCAAAGCAGGUCAGUAUGAGCAGCCGGUGGCUGCAGCAGCUGUUCAGAGGAGAAAGGAGCCUCUCGAUAGACUGAGGGAGAACGAGGGAUCACCGGGCUCCCAGGGAUAUGCGGGGCCAUCACACCCUGAUGACUCGCAGAGAUCCAGGAUGACCCCUGCUACCAUUGCUGCCAAGCAUGGAGAGGAGGUUUCUCCAGCGGCCAGUGACCUGGCCAUGGUGCUGACCAGAGGGCUGAGUAUGGAACAGCAGAAAAGCAGCAGAGACUCCCUGCAGUACUCCAGUGGUUACAGCACAGAGACCACAACACCGUCCUGCUCUGAGGACACAAUUCCUUCACAAGGUUCAGAUUAUGACUGCUACUCAGUGAACGGUGACACUGAAGGUCCUGAUGGACAGAUAGAGUUCGACAAGUCCUCAACCAUUCCUCGCCACUCCAACAUUGCCCAGAACUACCGACGCAUGAUCCAGACCAAGAGGCCAGCCAGCACAGCUGGGCUACCCAGUGGGGUUCUUGGUCCUGGUGCUCAUGGCAUACCAGGACAGCCCGGUGGAGCAGGGGGAGGUGGAGCAGGUACUCCAGGCACUGCCACUAUCCGCCGAACCCCCUCUACCAAGCCGGGCGUGAGGCGCACACUGUCCAAUGCGGGGCCCAUUCCCAUCCGACCACCCAUUGUGCCUGUCAAGACACCCACUGUUCCUGGAGACUCACAUUCACCUGGCGCUGGUGCUGGUGGGUAUGCAGGUGGAGGGCGUGUAGGCAGUGAAGAGUGUGUGUUCUUCGCUGGAGUUGAGGAUGCACAGGGAGCGCUUGAUUAUGUGAAGGCCUCUCCGAAGCGCCUCAGCCUGCCUAACACUGCCUGGGGAUCAGGGGCAGCAUUAGAGGUCUAUGCCCAGCAGCAUGGGGGCCUUGCAAUGGGAGCAGGCUCAGGGGCAGGAUCAGAGGAGGAUCAGAUGAUCGCUGCCAAUCGCCACAGCUUAGUCGAAAAGAUUGGUGAGUUGGUAGCCAGCGCGCACGCCCUUGGAGAGGGGCAGUUUCCUUUCCCUGCCCUACCCGAUGAUCCAGCACUGCCACCAGCUGGCCCCAGCGACACUCAGACAGGGGCAGAAGGGGCAGAAGGGUCCGGUGACAUGUUGACCACCAUCAGAAGAGGAGUCCGGCUUCGGAAGACCGUAUCCAAUGACCGCUCAGCACCACGCAUCUUGUGAUUGGAGGAGAAGCAGGAAGAGGAUGAUACUUGUCAGCCAAUAGGGAAUCAGGUGUUGGUGUGGUGCAACCCAACCACAUAGUACAUACACAAAAACUUAACCAUGUAGGGAAAGUUAUAAUAUAAGAGAAGAUGAAUAACAAAAAACAAAAAACAUGCACAAAAAUAAGUUUAAUGACAUGACAUCAUAGAGUAAAUGAUAUAUAACAUAAUGAUAAUAAUAACAUUAAUAAUGUUAACCCAUGCUGACAAUUAAAAGUUAACUACUGAAUAUUGACAGGCUCCUAGCUGGCCACUAUAACUAGUGUGUGUUGGACGCAUGUUUGUCUUCUCUACACCUUCACCCAGGGAUGGAAAGACUCACAGAAAAAAACAGAUAAGAUAAAAAAAAAUACAAAGAAAGAGAGCAAGACUGGGUUCUUUUUGCCAAUUUACACCCUUCCCCAUCCUCUUCUCCAACUAACCGACUGUCUAAUCCCAGAUGAAAGACUGAUGACUGAAGGAGGGGCGGGGCGGGGGGUCAGAGUGCCAUGUAACAGCUGGAUUUGAACCCAGGCUGUCUCAGCAGCAACAUACUGUACUUAUUAGCCCACUGAACUGAAGCUUUGGUAUUAGCACGGGGAGCUAACAAGCCAGAGGGCUCCUCUGGCUCAUCCUCAUGUAAAAGAGUCUUUAAAAAAUACUGUUGGCAUUGAACCGUGCUAGUGCCCCCUUCCCCUCUCUCUCUCUCUGCGUGUGUCCUGUGUGUGUAUUCAUGUGUAUGCACGUGGGCAAAUGGAAAAUAUGAGUGUGUGUGAACAUGUGAUUGUG
Molecule: messenger RNA, 3923 nt
Organism: Scatophagus argus
Lineage: Eukaryota; Metazoa; Chordata; Actinopteri; Scatophagidae
Gene: mtss2b
Product: MTSS I-BAR domain containing 2b
Exons: 16
Coding region: 538-3114 (858 amino acids)
Biological process (GO): cell projection assembly; plasma membrane organization
Cellular component (GO): cytoplasmic side of plasma membrane; actin cytoskeleton
Molecular function (GO): actin binding; phospholipid binding
Source: RefSeq, a predicted model, not a curated record